AUGCCGGCGAAAGUGAAGGAUGACGUGAUUGCGGAAGUGGACCCCGCGACCGUCUACUUUACGUUUUCGCGUAUUCGUCCCACCUUUUCCUGCGGUCGCACAAUUGCCAGCACCCUCGACCAGUUUCUACGCCAUGAGCUAACCCCCCACGACCUGCCGCUGCUCUGCGUCCUGGCCGACAGGGAGGGCAGGCGUUACAGCCUCAACAACCGUCGCCUCUACCUCUACAAGGAGCUGCGGGAACGCGGCGCGCUGACGACGGUGCCGGUGCGGCUUCGGCAGCUGCCGGAUACCCGGCGCAUGCGGGAGAAGUACACGCCGGCGAAGUGUGCCUUGCGGGCGACACUGAAGCGCGAGGGCGCGGCGGCCUCCGCGCCCCAGCAGCCGCGCAGCGGCGACGGCGGCAGCGACGCGUCUGGAGCCGGGGACGGGGACGGGGCGGGGUUCGUGACGCGGGCACCGCAGCGGCAAGAGGACGCAAAGGGCGGAAUGAAACGGCGUGGCGGACGGGCAACGACGCUGGAGGAGGAACUUCUCGAAUUGGGCGUUUAA
Trypanosoma conorhini is the source of this 552-nucleotide messenger RNA. RefSeq lists its product as uncharacterized. The record is from RefSeq and is a predicted model, not a curated record. The transcript has a single exon. Bases 1 to 552 code for a protein of 183 amino acids. NCBI's taxonomy places the organism in Eukaryota, Euglenozoa, Kinetoplastea, Trypanosomatida, Trypanosomatidae.